This is a messenger RNA of Hordeum vulgare subsp. vulgare (domesticated barley), 1358 nucleotides long. Its product is annotated as ethylene-responsive transcription factor ERF073-like. Gene Ontology annotation, molecular function: DNA-binding transcription factor activity; DNA binding. The transcript has a single exon. NCBI's taxonomy places the organism in Eukaryota, Viridiplantae, Streptophyta, Magnoliopsida, Poales, Poaceae. The record is from RefSeq and is a predicted model, not a curated record. The coding region runs from base 175 to 1182 and encodes 335 amino acids. Gene Ontology annotation, biological process: ethylene-activated signaling pathway; regulation of DNA-templated transcription.
UUUGGGAGCCACCAUUCCUCUCCCCCUACUUAACAGCGUCUCCGCCCCAUCCCAGCUCUCCAACUCAACUCAACUCAACACGCAAAGCAAAUUACCAGAGAAAAGAAAAGCAAGAGCAGCGACCUGAGCUAGGAGAAAGAGCAUCGAAAGAAGAGAAAGAAAAGGCGAGCGAGGAUGUGUGGUGGAGCGAUCCUCGCCGAGCUCAUCCCGGGCGCGCCGGCGCGGCGCGUCACGCCCGGCCACAUCUGGCCGGGCAAGGGGGCCAAGCAGGCCAAGGCUGCCGCCGCGGCCGACGACUUCGAGGCGGCGUUCCGGGAGUUCAACGAGGAGGAGGACGACGAGGAGGAGGUCGUGGUGGAGCGGCAGGAGGAGGUGGCCGAGAGCAAGCCCUUCGUUUUCGCUGCUUCCCCCAAGAAGCAGCUGCGGCAGGAGGAGGCGGCGCCUAGCCGGAGCAGGAAGCCGUCGCAGUACCGGGGCGUCCGGCGCCGGCCGUGGGGCAAGUGGGCCGCCGAGAUCCGCGACCCCGUCAAGGGCGUCCGCGUCUGGCUCGGCACCUUCCCCUCCGCCGAGGCCGCCGCGCUCGCCUACGACGACGCCGCGCGCGCCAUCCGCGGGCCCAGGGCCAAGCUCAACUUCCCCUCCUCUGCCGUCGCCGCGGCCCCUGGAGCGCGCAAGCGCGGCCGCGCCGGCGUGGCCCUCGCUGCCAACGCAAAGCCGGUCAUCCACAUCAUCGACGAGGAGGAGGAGCACGCCGCCCUGGCCGCGCCCGCGUCGUCCUUCGUCAAGCACGAGGCCGAGGCGAGCGAGGGGUCCGAGUCCAGCGGCGCCCUCCCCGACUUCUCGUGGCAGGGCAUGUCGGCGUUCGACGAGGCGCCGGCGUACCCGGCCCCGGAGCCGGAGACCGAGCUGCCCGCGAAGCGGGCGAGGACCGAGCCGGAGGACACCGACGAGGGCAUGUCGGCACACCCGGCAUCCGACUCCGACUCCGACGCGCUGUUCGACGCCCUCCUCUUCGCCGACCAGUUCGCCUACUUCAACGGCGGCGCCUACGAGUCCCUCGACAGCCUGUUCAGCGCCGACGCCGUGCAGAGCUCCACGGCCACCGCCGCGGGCGAGGCGGCCAUGGGGCUCUGGAGCUUCGACGACGACUGCCUCGUCGACGAGUGCAGCCUGUCGUUCUAGAUCCUGUUCCGUGUGCGUCCCUUCAUGCCAUGCGAUGGUGUGUGUGUAAAUAGAGUAGUUUCGAUCUUGUGGAAUCCGUUCGUUCGUCGUCGCUUCUUGGAUCAGCAAGUGAUGGUGGGUACUGUGUAAGAGUUGACAUCCUUGUGAAAGAUUUUGCCUACGCCUUCGGUGCAAAA